ACAGCUCCCAGCAUGCCCCGCACGCCGCGCUCGGCACCUUCCGCYGUGCCUCGGCUGCGCUCGCUGAUUGGCUGCUCUGUUGCGGCCCUGCCUCCGGCCGCGGCGAUUGGCGGCGGAGACGGCGGUGCAGCCAAUAGGACGAAGGGGGCGGAGCCAGCUCGGCCUGGUGGCGCGAAGUGCGGAGCCGGGGCUGAUUUGGCGCGAGAAGCCCCCACCAUGGCCACCACCAGCCCGCAGAGCCAGCCCACCAUCGGCUUCCCCCGCACGAGGAGCGCCCGCCGCCUCGCCGCACCCCCGGCCAAGAGUGACCCCGACAGCUCUGCUCUGAGCCCCUCGCCGCGCCCCAAAGCCUCGGGCCGCAGCGACCCCGGCCAGGCCACCCCGGGCACACGCUCAGGUCGGGCUCCAGCGCAGCCUUUGAGCCCCAAAGUGCAACCUCUGAGCCCCCGCAAGCGCCUGGGUGAUGACAACCUGUGCAACGUCCCCCAUGCCCUGCCYGGCUCCCCGGCCAAGCGCAGCAAGGAGAACCGGGGCCGUCGCCUGCUCUUCGGGGACCCCUCAACCUCCCCSGAGCAGCCCAAGAGCCCGGAGCCAUCCCCGCGGAAUGGGGGGCCAGAAACCCCUCGGAGCUUGGGGCACCCACGCACCCAGCUCUUCAGGCAGGAAGGUUCCUGUUACCAGCGGGCCAAGCAGGUGCUGCACGCAGCCGUGCCUGACCGGCUCCAGGGCAGGGAGAGGGAGACGGGAAUCCUCCGGCAGUUCCUGCGGGAUCACAUCCUGGGGCACYGUCCCGGCAGCCUCUACGUGUCCGGAGCCCCUGGGACAGGGAAAACCGCCUGUCUGAGCCGCGUUCUGCUCGACUGCAAGGACGAGCUGGCCGGGAGCAGGACCGUGGUGCUGAACUGCAUGGCACUGGGCAGCCCCCACGGCGUGUUCCCUGCKCUGGCACAGCACCUGGGGCUGCCCRCAGCCACCGGCCGGGAGCGUGUCCGGAGCCUGGAGAAGCAUCUGAUGGCCCAGGGACCCAUGGUCCUCCUGGUGCUGGAUGAGCUGGACCAGCUGGAGAGCAAAGGCCAGGAYGUGCUCUACACCCUCUUUGAGUGGCCCCAACUGCCCAGCUCCAGGCUCGUCCUCGUGGGGCUGGCCAAUGCCCUGGACCUGACAGACCGGAGCCUSGCCAGGCUGGGAGCCCACCCGGCCGGCAGCCCCCGCCUGCUGCACUUCCCACCCUACACCAAGGAGCAGCUCACCCGCAUCCUGCAGGAGCGCCUGGGGCAGGUGGCCGGUGACCCUGUCCUGGACUCUGCUGCGCUCCAGUUCUGUGCCCGCAAGGUCUCGGCGGUUUCCGGUGAUGCUCGCAAAGCCCUGGAUGUUUGUAGGCGCGCCGUGGAGGUGGURGAGCUGGAGGUGCGAGGCCAGACCCUGCUCAAGCCGCUCCCUGGGGGUGACUCCCYGGUGUCCCCCGUCCCCAAGCGCGUGGGGCUCCCGCACAUCUCCCGGGUGCUCUCGGAGGUGUUUGGGGACCGGCUGGCAGGGGGAUCCCGGGGGGCCCAGGACACCUUCCCUCUGCAGCAGAAGGUGCUGCUCUGCUCCCUGCUCCUGCUUGCCCGGCACUCGCACGCCCGUGAGGUCACCCUGGGCAAGCUCCACGACACCUACAGCCAGGUGUGCCGGCGGCAGCAGCUCCCCGCUGUUGACCAGGCCGAAUGUUUGUCCCUUGUCACCCUCCUGGARUCCCGCGGUGUUCUCGAGCUCAAGAAAGCCAAGGAGGCCCGGCUGGCCAAGGUUUCCCUGGCGCUGGAGGAGGCAGCGCUGGAGCACAGACUGCAGGACACRGCGCUGGUGGGCAGCAUCCUGGCCCAGGGGCUGCACUGACCCCCCAGCAGCCCCCUCCCCAUGGCCCCAGGGGGAAUUUCACCGCUGUGCCAAGAGCAGACAAAUGGCUCCCACCGUCUUUGCCUUUCAUCACGUUCUGCCCCUGGGGCUGUCAGUCUGGGRUGUUUUUAUUAAUAUUUUUAAUAUAGUAAUAUUAUUAAUGUUAUAUUAUUAUUAUUUCUGUGUGGUGGGAGCUGAGGCAGGAGGCUGGAACACCCCCCAGCCCCUUUGCAGGGAAUGGUGGGUGCUCCUGGCCCCCCUUGCACCCCGGUUUGUGAUCCUGAGGUCCAAUGCUGCACCUGCCACGAGUCAUGGACYGUGUUUGCUCCCAAAUCUUCUGUGGCCCUCCGGAACCUUCUGGACCCCUCUGGCUGCAAGGAGGAUCUUCCCAUAGCAGUGGCAGAGGGGGUGCAKGGACCCCYGGGGUUGKAGGGACAAUGGGGACCCCUUUAUCUCCUGCUGUUAAUA
This is a messenger RNA of Malurus melanocephalus (red-backed fairy wren), 2343 nucleotides long. It is a transcript of the gene CDC6, whose product is annotated as cell division cycle 6. Gene Ontology annotation, cellular component: nucleus. The transcript has 12 exons. Gene Ontology annotation, biological process: mitotic DNA replication checkpoint signaling. Gene Ontology annotation, molecular function: DNA replication origin binding; ATP hydrolysis activity. The record is from RefSeq and is a predicted model, not a curated record. Bases 13 to 1875 code for a protein of 620 amino acids. Lineage: Eukaryota; Metazoa; Chordata; Aves; Passeriformes; Maluridae.